Messenger RNA from Eutrema salsugineum, 1077 nucleotides. RefSeq lists its product as uncharacterized. The record is from RefSeq and is a predicted model, not a curated record. Bases 1 to 1077 code for a protein of 358 amino acids. Lineage: Eukaryota; Viridiplantae; Streptophyta; Magnoliopsida; Brassicales; Brassicaceae. Gene Ontology annotation, molecular function: nucleic acid binding; zinc ion binding. The transcript is spliced from 2 exons.
AUGAGGUGCCUAGAAGGAUACUGCAGAGAGUUAGCAGUUCAGUACUUGCAAGACGAGGCACUGAUUUGGUGGGAAAGUGUGGUUGAAGGAGUCAGUAGACGCUAUGAGCUGACAUGGAAUGACUUCAAGGAUGAGUUCUCUCGUGAGUACUUUCCACCAGAGGAAAUGGACACGUUGAAAAGUGCUUUUGAAGAUUUGCGCCAAGGAAACCUCAGUAUGAGGGAGUACAAGGAGGAAUUCAACAGAUUGAGAAGAUUCUCUAGAAAGAGUUUCACUCAGGCUGAUCUGAUUCGUCUGUUCAUGAAAGGUUUGAGGUUAGAGCUGAGGAACCGUUGCUCGCUCGGAAGGUACCUGAGUUUGGUGGAGCUUGUGGAAACAUCUGCUAACCAGGAAGUUGGUCUUGAGGAAGAGCUGAAGAAAGCAACGAGCUUUCAGACUCGCAGCAAUGCAUCACGUGUUCAGGAGACCCAGAAGAGGACGUGGAUGGACGUGACUAGGAACUAUCCUUCCGAGAUUGCACCCUUGUGUAAUUGCUGUGGGAAAAACCAUUUUGGGCGCUGUGGAUUAAUCAGGUGCUUCGGGUACAACAGAGGUGGACACCUCCAAAAGGAUUGUCGAGCUCAUGGAAAGGACAACUGGUGCUACAAGUGUGGGCAGCGUGGACAUUUUGCUAGGGAUUGCAAAGUAUACCCGCCUAAUCAGACAGUUCCCGCGAAUAAUCAUGGGGUGUUGCCAGCGCCAUCAGCUAAGAGGCAAGAUGUGGGACGAUCGGUCUCCGUAAGGGGAGCCUUAGCUUACACUUUGUUUGACAUGGGUGCCACACAUAGUUUUGUGAGUCCGAGGUUGACUAAGUGUUGGACUUUCGCUAAAAAUUUCAUUUCGAAGUCGAAAGCAGUUGAGACUGCCGAAACAGAACAGGUGAAGUCUAUUGGAGUGCACGAGGAUGUGCCAGUCUUGCUUGAAGGAGCAGAGCUUCUAUGGAAUUUGGUGGAGAUGAAGCUAGGCCAAUAUGAUGUGAUCCUUGGAAUGGACUGGUUAAAGCACUACCAAGUCAUUAUGGACCGUGAAAAGAUGUGA